Lynx canadensis (Canada lynx) is the source of this 3682-nucleotide messenger RNA. RefSeq names its product major facilitator superfamily domain containing 14B (gene SLC71A2). Gene Ontology annotation, biological process: transmembrane transport. The coding region runs from base 264 to 1157 and encodes 297 amino acids. The record is from RefSeq and is a predicted model, not a curated record. The transcript is spliced from 8 exons. Gene Ontology annotation, cellular component: membrane. Gene Ontology annotation, molecular function: transmembrane transporter activity. Lineage: Eukaryota; Metazoa; Chordata; Mammalia; Carnivora; Felidae.
CCUGACGCCGCUGGCCGCUGCGAGAGUCGCGGUCGUUGCGGCGGGUGCGACCGGCGGCCUCUGCAGUUGCGCUCCCGGCCUCGCCUCCUUGGUGGCUCCGGCCUCAGCCGCCCUUACAGCCCUCGGCGUCGCCGCUGGCGCCGCCACCCGACCCGCAGGCCGCCGCGGGCCACGGAGCCCAUGAGGGCGCGGGCCCCGCCGCCGCGUCCGCGGCGUCGUCGUCGUCCCGGAGCACCCCGAGCCGGCGCGGGCAUGGCCGCGGCAUGAGCGCGGAGCCGCCGCCGGAGCCGGAGGACGCGGCGGCGUCGGAGCCCGCGGCGGGAGCCAUGCCAGAGAAGCGCCCGGGCGCGCAGGCCGCCGGCGGCCUCUCGCUACAGGGCUUUGGCCGACCAAGUGUAUACCAUGCUGCUAUUGUCAUCUUCCUAGAAUUCUUUGCGUGGGGCUUGUUGACAACUCCAAUGUUAACUGUUCUACAUGAAACAUUUCCUCAACACACAUUCCUCAUGAAUGGUCUCAUUCAAGGUGUAAAGGGCCUGCUAUCUUUUCUGAGUGCCCCCCUCAUAGGCGCUCUGUCUGAUGUGUGGGGGAGGAAACCCUUUCUCCUGGGCACCGUCUUCUUCACCUGCUUCCCAAUUCCACUGAUGAGGAUCAGCCCGUGGUGGUAUUUUGCGAUGAUUUCUGUGUCUGGAGUCUUCUCGGUCACAUUCUCUGUGAUAUUUGCUUAUGUAGCUGAUGUCACUCAGGAACAUGAGCGAAGUACUGCUUAUGGAUGGGUGUCAGCCACCUUUGCAGCAAGUCUGGUGAGCAGCCCGGCCAUUGGAGCAUACCUUUCAGCCAGUUACGGAGACAGCCUUGUUGUGCUGGUGGCCACAGUGGUGGCUGUUCUGGACAUCUGCUUCAUCUUACUGGCUGUUCCAGAAUCUUUGCCAGAGAAAAUGAGGCCGCUUUCCUGGGGAGCUAAGAUUUCUUGGAAACAAGCAGACCCUUUUGCGUCACUGAAGAAAGUUGGAAAAGAUUCUACUGUCUUACUAAUUUGCAUCACCGUGUUUCUUUCAUACCUUCCUGAAGCUGGACAGUAUUCAAGUUUUUUUCUCUAUCUCAGACAGGUGGGUAAUGGGUGCCUAGUAGCUUUAGAACAUGAAGAAAUCAAAGAUUAGAAUUUGUCUAAAGGUAUUUUGAGGAAAACCGUAUAGCGGAAAAAAUGUGUGGACCUGCUUCUAGCUAUAGUUUAAGUGUAGGUGCUGACGUAUAAUUAGCAAUCAGGGGAACCUUUAAUACAAUGAUAUUUUCAAAUACUAUAAAAUGUUGACUGUGAGAAAAAUUUCCUUGAGAGUUAGCAUAAAUAGAAUGUAUCAUUUAAAUUUCACAGAGAGAGGUCAAGUUGAUUUGAUGUGAACUGACCUGGGACAUCUUCAGAAGGCCAUAGCUCAACACUGCUGUGGACUUCAAGGGGCUUGCAAACAGUCAUCUAAAUAAUCUCUCCCUUAACCUUUUUUCUCUUUAAAAAUGUAUACUUUACCUUGUUCCCCCCAAAAAGGCGGUUAGCUUAAGGCAAUUUAAAACCAAGUUCCCUUUCCAACUGUUGUUGUUUCUCUGGGAUUGCGGAGACGCAUGUUGCCUUCCAUUGCAAUCCUGCCCCAGUCUUUUACCGAUUUCACUGGAAGUCCUUCUAUGGCUUAUUCCAUAUGGCAGAGCCAGUCUCCUCCUAAGAUAAAUUCCUCUCUGUCGAGAGAUAUUUUUAAUUAGAACUUGUUAAACUUGCCAUUCUUUUAGUUUUCCUGAGAGUAUGAGACUAAUAUUUUAUAUGGUGGUAUAUAAGUAAAACUGUUUCUGUAAACAGUUCUAUUUCAGUUUUAUUCAUUUUUUGUGAGCAGAUGCUGGAGAUUUAGAGGGAAGACCAAUGAGGUAACAUAUUUAAUGUAGAAAAUCGUAUGUGCUUUUGUAAUUAAAUUAAAGGUACAUUCAGUGUAGGAAAAAUGGGAAAACUUAAGGAAGUGAAAAAUCAUCUUCCUUCAGAAUAAGGAACUGUGGAUAUUUUCUUUUCUACCCUUUUUUCCCACACAUAUGCUUAUGUCACUACCACCAACACUUAACGGUAAAUCAGAAUCAUUUUACGUUAUUUUGUAUUUGUGCUCACUUUUAAGAGCAGUUCACACACACACACACACACACACACACGUUCAAACUCCAUUUGGUGUUUGUACAUCUGAUAAGGAAUUUAUAUCCAGUAUAAGUUUUUAACUCAAAAAUGAAAAGACCACCCAACUGAAAAAAAUUCAAAAAAGACUGAAUUGAUACUUGCCCAAGGAAGAUACACAAAUGACCAAUAAGCGCACAUGAGAGGAUACUGAACAUUAGCCAUCAAGGAAAUGCAAAUCAAAAUGAGAUACCACUUCAUACCUGCUAAGAUGGCUGUAACCAAAAGACAAGGGUGUGAAGAAAUGGAAACUGACAUGACUGGUGGGAAUGUGAAAUGGGAUAGGCAGUUUCUCAAGGUGUUCAGCAUAGGGUUCCCAGCAAAUCUAUUCCUACAACACACAUCUACAUAGAAACUUUUACAGAAAUUUUUGAUAAUAGCCAAAAAGUAGAAACAACCCAGAUGUUCAUCAGCUCAUGAAAUGAAUCAACAAAUGUGGCAAAUCCGUACAACGGGGUGUUAACAUUUGGCAAGAAAAAGCAGUGAAGCGCUAAGUCUUCAGUGGGGAUGAACUGUGGAACAUCAUGCCAAGUGAAAGAAACUGCAACCAUAGAUUGAUUGCAUUUAUGUGAGAUGCUCAGAAUAAAUAGACCCGGAGACAGAAGUAUUAUCACUGGCUGGAUGGAGGGAUGGGCCAGGGCAGUGGGACUCCUAAUGUGGUACCAUGUUUCUUUGAGGAGUGAGGACAUCAUCUGCAGUUGUGUUGGUGGUUGCCCAACUCUGUGAAUGUGCUAAAGUCAUUACAUAUCUAAUGGGUGAAUUAUAGGAUAUUUCAACUUUAUCUCAAUAAAGCUGUUUUAAGUAUAGAUAUGUUUAUGUUUACAAAUAUAGGCUGAGAAAUUGUCCCUAAAUCUGUUUUCAGGUUCCAAUUUUUUUUAAUUGCAUUUGAUUGGCAAGUGAUAGGCUGUUGUUUGUCAGCAGCCCUGAUUUGGGAACCUGAGAUUCUAGCUCUUUUAUCAGCUAGUUGUGUGACUGGAAGCAAGACAAUCAUUUAUUAAAUGAAUGGAAUGUAUAAUAGUUUUUAAGUCCUUUUCCUGAUUUUUAUAGGGUUUCAAUAGAGGGCAAAAAUAUUUAACUUUUUAAAAACUUGAUAUUUAAAACUUAAAGUGGCCUUUCAGAGCUUCAGUUGAGGUUAAGAGGCUUAGAAAUCCUUGCCAGCUCACUUUGGCUGCUCCUGGAAUCACCAUGGAAGCUUUUUAAACAUGCCUGUGGCUGGGCCCAGAGAGUCUGAUUUAAUUGGUCUCCAGUGGGUUACAGCAUUUCAUUGCUCCCCCCUUCCCUGUUGCCCUGAUGAUUUCAGUGUACAGCCAAAGUCGAGAGCCGCCAACUUCGGUAAUGAGCAAAUUCUCUGCUGGCAGCACCAAAGUCAAACCAUUUUCCUCAUAUUCUCUCUAGUGUUUGGUGAUAUUAUGUUUGUCUCUUAGUGGGUUGGAGAUGGGGAUUAUUUUUAUAGUAUCUCUAUUACAAAAGUGUUUUCUUUCAUUU